CCACUAUCACCAAGAUUUUAUGCAAGAAAUGACUAAGUUUGUGGCACACAGUCUUCUAACCUCAAUUUUCUUCAACAAAAUUUUCACCCGUGGCCAAUAUAAAUUUCUUUGAAAGUGAUACCCCUUCCCUCUCCUCGUCUAUAUAUUUGAACUCUCACUCUCCGUUUUUUAUCACCCACAAAACUCAUAUUAUUUCUCUCUAGAACAAACCUCCGAUGGCUUCUAUGAAUUCCCUCAAUGUCUCCAACUUUCAAGCUGCCGUAAGGGUGACAGAAGAAACUGUUCACCUAGAAGCCAUGGACAAAAGCAGCUUUAAAGAUGCAAACCGCAAAACUUCAGGCACAAGUAAGAAAACCCUUGUCAAGAAGAGAAGAGGUGGGUGGAAGUAUGCAGCCCUUUUGCUUGCUAAUCAGGGCUUGGCAACUUUGGCCUUCUUUGGAGUUGGUGUCAACUUGGUCCUCUUCUUAACCAGAGUUCUUGGUCAAGAUAAUGCUGAUGCUGCAAAUAAUGUCAGCAAGUGGACUGGAACUGUUUAUAUGUGCUCCCUUAUUGGUGCUUUUUUAAGCGAUUCUUAUUGGGGUCGUUACUUGACUUGCGCAAUUUUUCAGAUCAUAUUUGUUUUGGGUCUCGGUCUGUUAUCGGCAUCGUCUUUCUUCUUGAUCAAGCCGCACGGUUGCGGCAAUGGCGAGCUAGCUUGCAUGCCGGUUUCAUCGAUCUAUUCUAUUGUUUUUUACUUUUCGAUAUAUUUGGUAGCCUUUGGAUAUGGUGGACAUCAACCCACAAUAGCCACUUUUGGUGCCGACCAGUUUGAUGAAUCAAACCCUAAAGAAAUGGAAUCAAAAGCUGCUUUCUUUUGCUACUUCUACUUUGCACUGAAUGUUGGUUCUCUAUUUUCAAACACCAUUUUGGUGUAUUUUGAAGAUUCAGGGAAAUGGACUCUAGGGUUCAUUGCUUCCUUGGCUUCUGCAGUUUUAGCUCUCGUUUCGUACUUGAUGGGGAGCUCCGGUUACCGGUAUCUCGAGGCGUGCGGCAAUCCGUUAACACGUGUCGCUCAGGUGUUCUUCGCCACCGGGAGGAAACGGCACGUUCCUGCUGCUAAUCCUAAUGAAUUGUAUGAACUUGCAGGAACCGAAUCUGCCAUUAAAGGAAGUAGAAAGAUCCUUCACAGUGAAGACUUUCAAUUUUUUGACAAGGCAGCAACAAUAACAGAGGAUGAUCUCCGAGGACCAAAUGAUCCAUGGAGACUUUGCACUGUAACUCAAGUUGAAGAAGCCAAAUGUGUCCUCAAAAUGUUACCCAUUUGGCUCUGUACCAUAAUUUACUCUGUAGUUUUCACCCAAAUGGCUUCCCUCUUUGUUGAACAAGGAGAUGUAAUGAACUCAAACAUCGGAAAUUUCCACCUCCCAGCUGCAAGCAUGUCCGCCUUCGACAUCUGCAGCGUCCUCAUUUCCACCGGAAUCUACCGCCAGAUCCUCGUCCCCAUCGCUCGAAAACUUACCCGAAAUCCCCGAGGACUCUCCGAGCUUCAAAGAAUGGGAAUCGGACUCAUCAUUGGAACGUUAGCGAUGGUUGCAGCCGGUGUCACAGAAAUCCAAAGGCUCAAAUGUGUAACUCCUGGAGAAAAGACAAGUUCUUUAAGCAUUUUCUGGCAAAUUCCUCAGUAUGUUCUUGUUGGUGCAUCAGAAGUUUUCAUGUAUGUAGGGCAGUUGGAAUUCUUCAACGGACAAGCUCCGGAUGGGAUCAAAUCCUUUGGGAGUUCGCUGUGCAUGGCGUCCAUUUCGCUCGGGAAUUAUGUGAGCACCUUGCUGGUGAACAUAGUGAUGGGGAUCACGGCGAGGGGCAGCAGCCCCGGGUGGAUUCCGGAUGACUUGAACACAGGCCAUAUGGACAGAUUUUACUUUCUCAUUGCGGCGCUUACGGCCGUUGAUUUUAUGAUUUACUUGUUUUGUGCUAAGUGGUACAAGUGCAUAAAUCUUGAAGGGGAUGAGAAGGAAUUCAUUCAGCAGGAAGAAGCUCAAGAAGAUGAGGUGAUUAGAAAAGUUUAAGUGAUUAAUGUUUGGUUGUUUAGCUUGUUUUUAGAAUUAGUGGUUAAUAAUAAAUGCAUUAGAAUAUGAUCGAUGCUCACGAUCAGGAAAGCUUGACCUCUAAUUAGUGAAAGUUGAAGGUCAGAGAAACGCGUGAAAUUAAAUUUGAGUAUCAAUGACCAUGUAAUUAGGUAGACUUGUUAAUUUGUGUUAUUGGAUCAUAUUUAUGUUGUAUUAAUUAAUAUUUUAGUUGAA
Messenger RNA from Mangifera indica (mango), 2279 nucleotides. RefSeq names its product protein NRT1/ PTR FAMILY 7.1-like. Gene Ontology annotation, molecular function: transmembrane transporter activity. Lineage: Eukaryota; Viridiplantae; Streptophyta; Magnoliopsida; Sapindales; Anacardiaceae. Bases 216 to 2045 code for a protein of 609 amino acids. The transcript is spliced from 6 exons. Gene Ontology annotation, cellular component: membrane. The record is from RefSeq and is a predicted model, not a curated record. Gene Ontology annotation, biological process: transmembrane transport.